This is a messenger RNA of Kogia breviceps (pygmy sperm whale), 1926 nucleotides long. It is a transcript of the gene IMPDH2, whose product is annotated as inosine monophosphate dehydrogenase 2. Gene Ontology annotation, molecular function: IMP dehydrogenase activity. Gene Ontology annotation, cellular component: cytoplasm. The record is from RefSeq and is a predicted model, not a curated record. Gene Ontology annotation, biological process: GTP biosynthetic process. Lineage: Eukaryota; Metazoa; Chordata; Mammalia; Artiodactyla; Physeteridae.
GGAGGGGGUAGCAAAAGGAAACAGCCCUAGGGCGUGCUAUGCGCCUGCGUUCCCUCCCGCCGGCCCCGCCCUAGAGGCGUACGAGCUCUGUACGUGCGUGCUGCGUCCUGACGUUGGCGACGCGCUGGGCGCAGUGACGAUAUCGGCGGGUUUACAUUGGCGCGGCCCAGAAGGCGGAGGCCUCUGCGGCGACGUCUUCGGAGACGCGCGGCCUUCCCCCGCGCUAGCCAUGGCCGACUACCUGAUUAGUGGGGGCACGUCCUACGUGCCGGACGACGGGCUCACGGCACAGCAGCUGUUCAACUGCGGGGACGGCCUCACCUACAAUGACUUUCUCAUUCUCCCCGGGUACAUCGAUUUCACUGCAGACCAAGUGGACCUGACCUCUGCUCUGACUAAAAAGAUCACUCUGAAGACCCCACUUGUUUCCUCACCCAUGGACACAGUCACAGAGGCUGGGAUGGCCAUAGCAAUGGCGCUUACAGGUGGUAUUGGCUUCAUCCACCACAACUGUACACCAGAAUUCCAGGCCAAUGAAGUUCGUAAAGUGAAGAAAUAUGAGCAGGGAUUCAUCACGGACCCUGUGGUCCUCAGUCCCAAGGAUCGAGUGAGGGAUGUCUUUGAAGCCAAGGCCCGGCAUGGCUUCUGUGGUAUCCCCAUCACUGACACAGGCCGGAUGGGGAGCCGCCUGGUGGGCAUCAUCUCCUCGAGGGACAUUGAUUUUCUCAAGGAGGAGGAGCAUGACCGGUUUUUGGGAGAGAUCAUGACAAAGAGGGAAGACUUGGUGGUAGCCCCUGCAGGCAUCACAUUGAAGGAAGCAAAUGAAAUUCUGCAGCGCAGCAAGAAGGGAAAGUUACCCAUUGUAAAUGAAGAUGAUGAGCUAGUGGCCAUCAUUGCCCGGACAGACCUGAAGAAAAACCGAGAUUACCCACUGGCCUCCAAAGAUGCCAAGAAGCAGCUGCUGUGUGGAGCAGCCAUUGGCACUCAUGAGGAUGACAAGUAUCGGCUGGACUUGCUAGCCCAGGCUGGUGUGGACGUGGUGGUUUUGGACUCUUCCCAGGGAAACUCCAUCUUCCAGAUCAACAUGAUCAAGUACAUCAAAGAGAAAUACCCCAGUCUCCAAGUCAUUGGAGGCAAUGUGGUCACAGCUGCUCAGGCCAAGAACCUCAUUGAUGCUGGUGUAGAUGCCCUGCGGGUGGGAAUGGGCAGUGGCUCCAUCUGCAUCACCCAAGAAGCGGCUCCCAAGAUCCCUCCAGACAUAAAGUCCCACAGCCCCAAAUGCCCUUCUACUGUCACGGGCUGCUAUAUGCUGGCCUGUGGGCGGCCCCAAGCAACAGCAGUGUACAAGGUGUCAGAAUAUGCACGGCGCUUUGGUGUUCCUGUCAUCGCUGAUGGAGGAAUCCAAAAUGUGGGCCAUAUUGCCAAAGCUUUGGCCCUUGGGGCCUCCACAGUUAUGAUGGGCUCCCUCCUGGCUGCUACCACUGAAGCCCCUGGCGAGUAUUUUUUCUCUGAUGGGAUCCGGCUAAAGAAAUAUCGUGGUAUGGGUUCUCUUGAUGCCAUGGACAAGCAUCUCAGCAGCCAGAACCGAUAUUUCAGUGAAGCUGACAAAAUCAAGGUGGCCCAGGGGGUGUCUGGGGCUGUGCAGGAUAAAGGAUCCAUCCACAAAUUUGUUCCCUACCUGAUUGCCGGCAUCCAGCACUCCUGCCAGGACAUUGGUGCCAAGAGUUUGACCCAAGUCCGAGCCAUGAUGUAUUCUGGAGAGCUCAAGUUUGAGAAGAGAACAUCCUCAGCUCAGGUGGAAGGUGGUGUCCACAGCCUCCAUUCGUAUGAGAAGCGUCUUUUCUGAAAAGGGAUACAGCACACCCUCGGUUUUUCAAUAAAAGUUUGAAAAAAAGUAAUGCCUGAUCUUUGAGGUCAACAAGCAGG